UUGUCUGUCAGGUGGGGGCCAUGGCGACGUACGUGAGCGAGCUAGAGGCGGCCAAGAAGAGCCUGAGUGAGGCGCUGGGCGAGAACGUGAAGCAGUACUGGGCCAACUUGAAGCUCUGGUUCAAGCAAAAGAUUAGUAAGGAGGAGUUUGACCUGGAAGCACGCAGGCUUCUCACGCAAGACAAUGUCCACUCUCACAACGAUUUCCUCCUGGCCAUUCUCACCCGGUGCCAGAUCCUGGUUUCUGCACCAGAAGGUGCUGGAUCUCUGCCAUGGCCAGGUGGCUCUGCAGCUAAGCCUGGAAAACCCAAAGGAAAGAAGAAGAUCUCUUCAGUUCGACAGAAGUUUGAUCACCGAUUCCAGCCUCAGAACCCACUGUCUGGAGCCCAGCAGUUUGUGGCAAAGGAUCCUCAGGAAGAUGAUGAUUUGAAGCUGUGCUCUCACACCAUGAUGCUUCCCACACGUGGCCAGCUGGAAGGAAGGAUGAUUGUGACUGCUUAUGAGCAUGGGCUGGACAAUGUCACAGAGGAGGCAGUGACCGCAGUGGUGUUUGCUGUGGAGAACCACCUGAAGGACAUCCUGAGCUCUGUGAUAUCCAGGAGGAAGGCCUAUCGUCUGAGAGAUGGCCACUUCAAGUAUGCCUUCGGAAGCAACGUCAGCCCUCAGCCCUACCUGAAGAACAGUGUUGUUGCUUAUAACAAUUUAAUCGAGUGCCCUCCAAGCUGCGUGACGCCAUCAGCCAGCCAGAGUCUGGCUCCUCAGCCCCUGCCUGAUGAUGCUGAGCAGCAGGCAGCUCUACUCCUGGCGUGCUCUGGAGACACCUUGCCAGCAUCCCUGCCUCCAGUGAACAUGUAUGACCUUUUUGAGGCCUUGCAGGUGCACAAGGAAGUUAUCCCUGCUCACACUGUCUAUGCUCUGAACAUUGAGAGGAUUGUCAUGAAACUCUGGCACCCAAACCACGAGGAGCUACAGCAAGAUAAAAUCCACCGCCAGCGCUUGGCAGCCAAGGAAGGCCUUCUGCUCUGCUAGAGAUGGGCAGCUGGAUGCAGGCCUCAGGUGGCUUUGGUGGUGCUCCUUGGAACUGACACUCAGGUGCUUCUUACAGACCUGUGUCAAUAUUGCAAGGGUGAUGUAAGUUAUGAGUCAGCUUUUCCUAUGGAAAUAUGACUGAGUUGUGGUACACUCCUCUGCCUCCCCAGAGGCACCUGCUGUGGAGUGUGUGCAGCAAUCCCACUGAGCUGGAAGGGAGAAACAAAAGAUCUGUUUGCAAAGACUUGGGGUUUGGGUGGGGUGUGUGUGUCUGUGGUGUUUGUUGG
Molecule: messenger RNA, 1315 nt
Organism: Indicator indicator
Lineage: Eukaryota; Metazoa; Chordata; Aves; Piciformes; Indicatoridae
Gene: TADA1
Product: transcriptional adaptor 1
Exons: 8
Coding region: 21-1028 (335 amino acids)
Biological process (GO): regulation of transcription by RNA polymerase II
Cellular component (GO): SAGA complex
Molecular function (GO): transcription coactivator activity
Source: RefSeq, a predicted model, not a curated record